AUGGCAACUACUACUGAAGCAUCCAAUACAUCAGCUACUACCACCACAGAAAAUGCAACAUCAAAAACAAUUAAAAUUCAAUCUAAUGAUGGAGACACGUAUGAGAUUGACCAAGGCGUUGUAGAACAGUCAUCAACUAUUAAGACAUUAUCUGAUUUAAUGGAUCUGGGAGACGUACCAAUUCCAUUACCGAAUGUUAAAGGAUCAAUUCUUGCUCCAAUUGUUGAAUUUUGCAAUUAUCAUAAAAACGAUCCCAAACCUGAGCCACUUGAUGAUGAUGAUGACGAUGAUCCAAAUAAAGAUAUCUAUGAACCAAAACGUUCGGAUGAUAUUUGUGAAUGGGAUCAAAAUUUUAUUAAAAGAUUUACUGUGCAAGAAGGUACACUCUUUGACAUCAUUAUGGCUGCUAAUUAUUUGGGAAUAAAAACAUUACUAGCUGUUGGUUGUAAAACAAUAGCCAAUAUGGUUCGUGGUAAAGCAUCGUCCGAAGUACGCGAAAUGUUUAAUAUUUCCUAUGAUCCACCCGGUGAAGGUUUAAAUGCGCCUAAUGCUAUCGAAAGUCAAGCAGGGACAGUACCAACAACACAGGAUACAAGCGCGACAGGUCCAUCUCCACAACCAGAUCCAAUGAAUUAA
Molecule: messenger RNA, 636 nt
Organism: Rotaria socialis
Lineage: Eukaryota; Metazoa; Rotifera; Eurotatoria; Philodinida; Philodinidae
Source: the annotation of a GenBank genome assembly